AUGGCCGACAAGUCUCGAAAACUCUCAAAACACCAUACAAACCCUUCUAGAACUGAAAGACAUUCAAAAAGAAAUAAAGAGUCUAAAUUCCAUUUAAGUGAAUCGCGAACACCUCCAUACUCAUCAAAACAUACUAGCAUUGGUGAAUUAAUAAAACAGAGGGAGUCUCUAAAAAAAGAACUUGAAACUAUAUCCAAAAAUACCAAAGUUAACUCAGUAAAAGAUGAUUUUAGCAAAAAACGCAAUAUACAUGACCAUGGUGACAAAAGUAAAAAGAGUAAAAGAAGUAAAAGUGAGAAAAAUAUUUCAAUUACUAAUAAAAAUGAGCAAUCACCUUUCAAUCAGGAUUUUGCACACCUAGAUUCUGAAGAUGAAGAACACAUUAUUGAGCAAAGAAGAAGACAAAGGAAGGAACUGUUGGAACAACUUGUUAAGAGUCAAUCUCCUGACCAGAAAAAUCACAAGGACAACCAAGAACACAUUGUUGAUUUGAUUAAAGUUAAUGAUCAAGAAAUGCCCAAAUCUAAAAAAUUCAGAGCAGAAGUAAAACCUGAAAUAACAGAUAUGUUUGCUGAAGAGGAUUUUCAAUCAAUCAAACACACUGACAAAGUAACACAAGAUAAUAGCAAAAGUACUUCUCAACUAACCGACAACUGGGAUGAUGCUGAAGGAUACUAUAAUAUUAAAAUAGGUGAUAUCAUAAAUAAUAACAGAUACACUAUCAAAUCCUUACUGGGACAAGGAGUUUUUGCAAAUGUAGUAAAAGCUCAAGAUAAUACGAGCAACAAAGAAGUGGCAAUAAAAAUUAUGAGAAAUAAUGAUUUAAUGUACAAAACAGGCUUAAAAGAAAUUGCUACAAUAAGAGAAGUGAAUGACUCAGACCCGACCAAUAAAUAUCAUUGUGUAAGACUGGAAUGUCAUUUUAUGCACAAAAACCACCUUUGUUUGGUCUUAGAGUCCUUGCACAUGGAUUUGAGAGCCAUUUUAAAAAAGUAUGGUAGACAUCGUGGACUAAAUGUUAAACCUCUUACAAGUUAUAGUGUACAAUUGUUGAUGGCUUUAAGACUCCUUCGAAAAGUUGGCUGCAUUCAUGCUGAUAUUAAACCGGAUAAUAUUUUAGUAAACGAAAGAAAGAAUGUAUUGAAAUUAUGCGACUUUGGGUCAGCAUUUAAGGUUAAUGAAAAUGAACCGACUCCAUAUUUAGUAUCAAGGUUUUACAGAGCCCCGGAAAUUAUAUUAGGCAUACCAUACGGUCACGGUGUAGACAUGUGGUCCACUGCAUGUACUAUGUUUGAAAUGGCGACUGGGAAAAUUCUUUUUACUGGAAAUUCGAAUAACAAGAUGUUGAAGUGCUUUAUGGAUCUCAAAGGAAGAAUGCCUACGAAACUCAUUCGAAGGGGCAAGUUUAAGGAUCAACACUUCAACUAUAAUAAUAAUUUUUUACUACACAAAAAGGAUGAGUUUUCUGGAAGAGAAAAAUUAGAAGAAAUAUCCGCCAUUUCUAUAACGAGGGAUCUUCACAAAGAGCUGAAACGGAGUAGAAAAGAUAUGACAACUGGUGAAGUGAAAAAAAUUGGACAAUUAAAGGAUCUCUUGGACAAAAUGUUGAUGUUGGAUCCAAGUCAAAGAAUAUCUGUUUCUGAUUGUUUACGACAUCCGUUUGUUAGAGAAGAAAUAGAAAAUUAA
Messenger RNA from Leptosia nina, 1686 nucleotides. The record is from the annotation of a GenBank genome assembly. NCBI's taxonomy places the organism in Eukaryota, Metazoa, Arthropoda, Insecta, Lepidoptera, Pieridae.